Messenger RNA from Tuber melanosporum (Perigord truffle), 1569 nucleotides. RefSeq lists its product as uncharacterized. Lineage: Eukaryota; Fungi; Ascomycota; Pezizomycetes; Pezizales; Tuberaceae. The coding region runs from base 51 to 1436 and encodes 461 amino acids. The record is from RefSeq and is a predicted model, not a curated record. Gene Ontology annotation, cellular component: endoplasmic reticulum. The transcript has 5 exons. Gene Ontology annotation, biological process: fatty acid elongation.
GUAGAAAGUAAACAUCACCACUCGCAGAAGGGUGACGGACGCCGCGAAAAAUGGGGUAUGAGGAAACAAAUUUGGCCUCCGCAAAAAACCACCCCGAAUUCAUGAACCGGGUACUUGGGGUCCAGAAUUCAGAUGCAGGUAGCGCAAGAUCUAUGACUCUCGGACGAUCAUUUCUCACUAGGGAAUGGGUUGUGGUUAAGUGCCGAGCUACACCGCUGCUGAUUUUUAAUACCGGUACUUGUACAAGCAACCGAACCAAACGAGGGGAUAAAGAGUGCAAGGGGUGCCAACCUGGGUUCAGAGAUAGAAUCACUCGCGGUCUAUGGGGGGCACCAGAUAAUAUCAGUGCUGAUUCACUUUCUACAAUGACCCCCUCCCUCACUUGCUCAUAUAUCACUUCACACAUCUACGCCCUCCACCUCCUCCUUUCCACCACCCUACACCUCAUCCUGCAAAUUCUCCUCUCCCUCCUGUCACUCCCUACGACACUUCAUACCCAUCUCCUCCAUCAUGGCGCGAAAUACCUUGAAGAGCACUACCACACGCCAGACGCUUUCGCACUAAUCACCGGCGCUACCGACGGGAUUGGUCGGGCGUUUGCGUUGGAACUUGCUGAUAGAGGGUGGAAUAUAAUCCUCCACGGCCGAACACAAGCGCGGAUAAACCCAUUACUAGAACAGCUCCGGGAGAAGUACCCCCGUCAGGCAUUCCUUCCUUUGCCCAUCGACGCAGUGGAUGCUCGAGCUGGGGGUAUUGGUCAAGCACUGCUGAUGCUAGAGCCGACCGUCCGCGUGACGCUAUUGAUCAACAACGCCGGCGCUAUCCCACCUAUAAAGGCGUUCUCGGAAUUAAGUGAUGAGGAGGUUAUCGAUAACGUGGCCGUGAACGCUACGUUCGGAGUGCUUGUCAUUAAAGCGUUGAUGAACGGGUGGUUUGCCAGAAGGGCGUGUGUGAUUGGGAUGGGGAGUGUUGGAGGUGUUAUGACCUUGUCGGGAACUCCCACCUACUCAGCAUCGAAAUCGUACACCCAUAAAUUCUACGCAUGCUUGCGGGCUCAACUAGCUUCCCCGCAUCCAGCCUCUUCCACCACAACCUCCUCCGCCUCCUCAGCGGAGUUGGAAAUACUCCCGAUAAUAGUUGGUGGAGUACGCACUAAAAUGACGCCCAUAUCUGAUGACGGUAAUAUAUUCCUCGUGACGCCACAAGUGUUUGCCCAACACGCUUUGGCGAAGGUUGGACUUGGGCGGGAGGUUUAUGGGUACUUCUGGCACGAAGUGCAGGUGUGGUGUAUCACUAUUUGGCCAGAGGAAGGGGGGAUGAGGAGGUGGGUUAAUUCGUUCAUGAUGCGCGGGGUGGAGAAGUUGAGGACUGAGGGGUGGAGAAGAUUGAAUAAUGGAGGGAGGAUGGUUGAUGGGAGGUUGGUUGGGGGGAUGUGAAAGCAUUAAGGGCGGGUCUAUGGGGGAACGAUAGAAUCAACGACGAUUGCAACGGGUCCUGGGUAUUGCGAAUGCACAGGUCUGUAAAUUGAUAGUCUUAGAGUACGACAAUAAAUGCUACCAGAUAUUCCGA